Molecule: messenger RNA, 826 nt
Organism: Lactuca saligna
Lineage: Eukaryota; Viridiplantae; Streptophyta; Magnoliopsida; Asterales; Asteraceae
Source: the annotation of a GenBank genome assembly
CAUAAAAAGGCCAAUUAGUGUGAAGUGUGAACAUAUAUGCAUUACUUGCAGCUAUAAAACCAGUCCAACGAUUCCAUAGCUUCUGAAGCCAGGCGUGAUGGAAUUCAACCCUAGUUCGUCGUCUUCUAGGGUUGACCGAAGAACUGUUGAGAAGAACAGAAGGAUUCACAUGAAGGCCCUCUAUUCCAAGCUCCACUCUCUUGUUCCUCACAACUCUUCUAGGGAAGUGAUAUCACUGCCAGAUCAACUACAAGAAGCUGCAAAUUACAUAAAGAAAUUGCAAAUAAAACUGGAGAAAAUGAAUGAAGAAAAAGAUAAUUUGAUGGGAAUCCAAACACUGGAAAUUAAUCACGAAGACAAAAUAAAAAACUCGAAUUUGAUGGUGGGGCAACAAAGAAUACCACAUAUUGAUGUUCGUGGAACUGGCUCGUCUCUUGAAGCAAUUCUCGUAACGGGGGUUGAUUUUCAGUUCUUGUUCAGUGAUACGAUUCAAGUGAUUCAUGAAGAAGGCUUCGAUGUCAUCAAUGCCACUUUUUCGAUCGUCAAUGAUACUGUUUUUCAUACCAUACAUGCUCAGAUUGGAGAGAAUUAUGCUCAGGAAAAUGGUGUUUCAAGGAUCAAAGAGAAACUCAUGAAUAGUAUCGCGUAUGGCAUUUGAUUCUUACUUUUGUGCACCUGAAAUUGUUGAGAAGAUGUUAGUUGGCAUAUGUAUGGUUAGGAUCUAGUCUGUCAAUAUAUCCACUUAUAAAUUGGAAUAUAUCCUAAUCCUCUAUCUAAUAAUUAUUUGGAUAUUUGCUUUCAUUAAAUGCUAAGAAAUUAAUAUCGG